GAGUGUCCGCACGAGUCGGCAGAUCCCCGGAGGCACCAUGGCCGCCCUGGGCAUCAUGGUUGCCCUGCUGGUGUGGAUGGCCACCUUGCUGCUCAUCUCCAUCUGGACACACAUCUACAGCAACAGGCGACUGCCCCCUGGCCCUUUCCCACUGCCCUUCGUUGGGAACAUUUUCCAGUUGGAAAUUAAGAAUAUUCCCAAAUCCUUCACCAGGCUGGCAGAGCGUUUCGGCCCGGUGUUCACCCUGUACCUGGGCUCACGGCGCUUCGUGGUCCUGCACGGCUAUAAGGCCGUGAAGGAGGUCCUGCUCGACUACAGGAAUGAGUUUUCUGGCAGAGGAGAAACCCCCGCGUUCCAGGUGCACCAGGACAAAGGGAUUAUUUUCAAUAAUGGACCGACCUGGCAGGACACCCGGCGGUUCUCCCUGACCACCCUCCGUGACUUCGGGAUGGGGAAACAGGGCAAUGAGCAGCGGAUCCAGAGCGAGGCCCAGCUCCUGCUGGGGGCGCUCCGGAAGACCCAUGGCCAGCCCUUCGACCCCACCUUUGUCAUCGGCUUCGCGCCCUACAACGUCAUCUCCGACAUCCUCUUCCACAAGCGCGCCGACUACAAUGACAAGACGGCUCUGAGGAUGCUGAGUUUGUUCAAUGAGAACUUCUACCUGCUCAGUAGCCCCUGGAUCCAGCUUUAUAAUAAUUUCCCAGGCUACAUACGUUACCUGCCUGGAAGCCAUAGAAAACUAAUCAAAAAUGUGUCUGAAAUAAAAGAGUAUGCUCUAGAAGGAGUGAAGGACCACCAGAAGUCGCUGGAGCCCAGCUGCCCCCGAGACUUCACCGACACCAUGCUGAUGGAAAUGGAGAAGGAAAAACACAGUACAGACCCUGUGUACACCUUGGACAACAUUGCUGUGACCGUGGCCGACCUGCUCUUUGCGGGGACAGAGACCACCAACACCACCCUGAGAUACGGGCUCCUGAUUCUCAUGAAACACCCGGAGGUCGAAGAGAAACUUCAUGAAGAAAUUGACAGGGUGAUUGGGCCAAGCCGAUUCCCUGCCGUCAAGGACAGGCUGGAUAUGCCCUACCUGGACGCCGUGGUGCAUGAGAUUCAGCGAUUCAUCGACAUCAUUCCCUCCAACCUGUCCCACAAAGCAACCCGGGACACAGUGUUCAGAGGAUACGUCAUCCCCAAGGGCACAGUCAUAAUUCCGACACUGGACUCCCUCUUGUAUGACAGCCAAGAAUUCCCUGAACCAGAGAAGUUUAAGCCAGAGCACUUUCUGAAUGAAAAUGGAAAGUUCAAGUACAGUGACCAUUUCAAGCCAUUUUCUGCAGGAAAGCGGGCGUGUGUUGGAGAAGGCCUGGCUCGCAUGGAACUGUUCCUGUUUUUGGCCUCCAUCCUGCAGCACUUUAACUUGAAGUCUCUGGGAGACCCCAAGGAUAUCGACCUCAGCCCCAUCGCAAUUGGGUUUGCCAAGGUCCCCCCCCAUUACAAACUCUGUGUCAUUCCCCGCUCACAAGUGUGAGGCACACGUUCUCUGAAGACCGCAGGUCCCUUGAUGCUGGCCUGGAGGCCUCCUGCUUCCCUGUGCCCCCUCAGCAAGGCUAGCCAGGGCUCCACAGGGAACCAACUGGGCCAGAGAGGCUGCUUUCCAGGCCAAGCACAUUCUUCAGAUAGAAUUUGAAACAAAGUCCAUAAAAGAUUGUGUCAAACUAAUUAAAGUAAUUAAAGCAAACUAUGACUUAGCUUGUGUUGGAGUUCCUAGAAACCAUGAUGAGUGAGAACAUAUCAGUGUAGGUUACACUAAGCUCUUCUGCAAAAGUAGACCUACCCAGCCACCAGUCAGCAUCUCUUGUAAAGGAUUCACAGGAAGGAGUACAGACACUAUUUUGCUGUUUGGAAAAAAUAAAAAUAAUAUACCUCCGGAGGACUUGUUAGCCAUAUCCUAAGUGUAUCCCCUGACAUCUUUCCCUAGGAUGUGAAGUUAUUCCUUUGUGCUCACUAAUAGCAUUAUCCUGCGCUAUAUUUUAAGAUUAAAAUAUGUUUGAAAAGUCA
This is a messenger RNA of Balaenoptera acutorostrata (minke whale), 2055 nucleotides long. RefSeq names its product cytochrome P450 2E1. Gene Ontology annotation, cellular component: cytoplasm; intracellular membrane-bounded organelle. The coding region runs from base 38 to 1525 and encodes 495 amino acids. Gene Ontology annotation, molecular function: heme binding; oxidoreductase activity, acting on paired donors, with incorporation or reduction of molecular oxygen, reduced flavin or flavoprotein as one donor, and incorporation of one atom of oxygen; iron ion binding. The transcript is spliced from 9 exons. NCBI's taxonomy places the organism in Eukaryota, Metazoa, Chordata, Mammalia, Artiodactyla, Balaenopteridae. Gene Ontology annotation, biological process: xenobiotic metabolic process. The record is from RefSeq and is a predicted model, not a curated record.